Molecule: messenger RNA, 8178 nt
Organism: Agelaius phoeniceus (red-winged blackbird)
Lineage: Eukaryota; Metazoa; Chordata; Aves; Passeriformes; Icteridae
Source: RefSeq, a predicted model, not a curated record
CGCAGGCGUCUUCGCUGGAAGUCGUGGGUGAGCAGGGGGUCCCCCUCCAAGCCCCGCUGGGACAGGAACCCCACCACCGACCGCAUGCUGCCCCCCCGGCUGCCUCUCCUCCUCAUGCUGCCGCCUGCGCCGCUCCCCGCCGCUCCUUCCCCCGCCGCCCCUUCCCCCGCCGCCGCCUCCCCUCCCCCGCUUCCCCCCUUGUUAUGGUUAUGAUGAUUUUUCUUUAGCCAGCCAUGGCAGAGAGGUGUUAGACACUCCGCCGCUUCCUGAUCCCGCUGGCUCCUCCCCGCUUCCCUCAGCAGCUGAUCCUCAGCUGCAGCCCGCGCCUCCCGGCCCGGCUCUAGCGUGGCGCCGCCGCCGGUUAACUCGCUGCUGGAGCGGCGCGGGGGACAGACACCCUCGCCCCUGCGGGGGUACGGUAACGUUCGCCACUCCGGGGACGGACGGACACGUUCGCCACUCCAAGGACCUCCUGGGGCAAGGACACAUUCGCCGCUGCGGGAACUUCCAGGGGGCCGAACACACUCGCCGCUCCGGGGACCUUUUUGGGGAAGGACCUGUUCGCCACUCGGAGGAGCUGCGGGGGAACGGGACCCUGUACUUCUCAGGUAACAUCUGAUACCAUGUCAGGCAACAGGAGUGUCAUUCAAAGGGUGAUGUCCCUAAGGUGCUGCACAGACCCCCAGUCCCACCUUGCAGCUGACUGCAUGCUGCCUGUGCACAAAACGAGCAGCUUGGAACUUUCAGGAACAUUCUGCAGCUUGCAAUGGAAUUGAUGUACUGACAGGAGUUAGUCAAACAGAUCAAACUUCAUCAAGUUGCUGUUCUGGGGGACAUGUUAGCAUGGGGGUGCUGUACUGAGACUGGUUGUCACAGACCAAAUUGGAUUGAGCCUGGCCAGACUCAAAGGGCACAGGAAGCCAGAGUCUGUCUGCACACACUGCUUGAGCUGCUUAAUUCUGUAGCAUGUUCAUAGUCUCCUCCAUAUCUCAAAAACAGCAUGAAAUCAAGCACAACAAAUGUUUUGCCUGGAAUUUCAACAAGUAGGCAACAGAGUGGAGGAGUCAACUGGAAAGGAAAUGGGAGAUAAUGAACAGGAGGGUGACUUGUAGAUGCCCUUGGAAAUGAAGGUAAGUAAAUAAUGUUUGAUGCAAUACAGAAGAGGGAACUAGGAGAAUCCUUAAAAUAGAAAAGUGAUGUGGUUAAUGAUCUAUGUAAAAAAUCUUGGGUUGCAGUUUCGGAGUUGUUAAUUCCAAGGUUGUGCAGAGCUCAGUCUCUCAGAAGUACUAAAUUGAUCUGUAUGAGCUAUGGCCAUGGUGUCACAUUACACUCACAUUAGCUUCUGUCCAUGCUACAGAUUUUUUGUUCUGCCUCUGGAAGGACUGACAAUAACUGAUUGGUGUUUACUGUCUACUGGUACAAAGUUAUCCCUUCAACAUUUUUCUGAACAAAUUUGAAUUAGGAGAAUCAGUUAAAUUGCAUUAGUUAUUUCUAUUUGAUGGCUGGGGUGUAUUUGAUCAUUAAUAGGAGGCCUACGGUCAGCUUUGCUCUGUUGUCAGCCUGUGGCAUUUCCACUGGUCAAUGGCUGUUGUGUUAGGAGCUGUGUUGGUUAAUACUGAAGGGAGAGGUAUUAGGGCAGUCUUUGUAUAUCAAUAAGAGAACAAGGAUCUUAGCUGCAAGGAUGUUUUGGAGGGCUGUUUUGGAGCUGCCAAAGUGGUAUAUACCCUGGGUUCUAGGAUCUACAAAGACAUUUCAGUCAGACCUGACAGUUGACAAAUAAGCUUGAGUGGCAGGUAAACUGGUGAUGCUAUCCACGGACACUCACAAAGAAGAUAAUAAGAGGGCUUUCAGGGAAUAGUUCUAGCUCUGCUGAGCUCUAAUUUCCUGCUAGUCAUUCACAGAAGAGAGAAGACUCUGAGUUUGGAUAGGGGGAGGUAUCUCAUCUGAAAUACAAAUAAAUUAAUAUCUCUCUGCAGAUGAUUUAUGGAUCUGCUCCUUUCCCCAGAGCUAACUCAGAGAUAAUGUAGGAGGGUAACAGAAGACCAAGGAUUUAAGUGAAGCAUGAUUGAUUGUGUCAGGCGAGAAAGGAUGAUAUUUAAAUACUCUUUUUGACGUUCUGUUGAACCUUUGAUUUGCUUUGGUUAAUCCAGAGUGGAAACUGAGAAGUUUGGACACUGAUAGUUGGAUGUCUAUGGAGUGAGUCAGAGAGAAUGAAUGCAUGACUAGGAAAGUGAAGCUGAGUCAAGGCUUUUAUUCAUUUGUUUAUUUAUACCAAUGUUUUUUAUUUUUGAGGGGCAAUAGAAAGGAAGGGUAAACCAAGAAGACUACAUCAUAUUUUAGCCACAUCAUUUGUUUUUUCAAUAAUUUUGCUUGUGUAAUUUAUUCCCUCUAGUAAGAAUUUGGUGGCUUCUGGGCUUUUCUCCCUUUGCUUACUUUAAUACACCAGAAAGGCCAUGAUGAAAUCCCACGAUGCUGUUUUGAGAGGAUGAGGUGAAGAGGAGAAAGGGCAAUAAAAAAUGGCCAAGCAAACAGCCGUGACGAUUACUUUGGCGACCCUGCUGGGUGUUGCACUGGGGGGCCUGGUUUUGUGGAAAGCGACCCAGCGUCGGAAAGGAAAAACACGCUGUAGUAGUCAGCAAGAGGAAGCAGCAGGAAAGUCAGGAGAUGAGAAACUCAUUAAAGCAGAGGAUAAGAAGGUGCUUUCCUUCUUCAGAUCUCCCACCUUUUGCUGGAUAGAGAGGACCCUAGGUGCAGACAUAGUGAUAGUUUCAGAGCAGGAGGAGUGGGAUCAUGCUGAACCAUUGCUGAAGAAGGAGCUGGAGAAGUGGCCGGUUCUUGGAAUUGAUUGUGAAUGGGUAUCUGUGGAGGGAAAAGCAAAUCCUGUAUCCCUGUUGCAGAUGGCUUCUUCCAGUGGCCUCUGCAUUCUUCUUCGGUUGCCCAGGCUUGUUGCUGGUGGCCAGACUCUUCCAAAGACCCUGGUGGACAUCAUGGCAGAUAGUGCUGUGUUGAAAGUUGGGGUAGGAUGCUGGGAAGAUGCUUGCAAAUUGCUUCAUGAUUAUGGUCUUCCAGUCAAAGGGAGCAUGGAUCUCCGGUAUUUAGCCAUGAGACAGCGGAAGGAUCUACUUCACAACUGCCUUAGCCUUAAGUCUUUAGCUGAAAAAGUCCUGAACUUCCCACUUGACAAAUCUCCUCAUGUGCGUUGCAGCAACUGGGAAGCAGAAGAACUGACACAAGAUCAGGUUCUCUAUGCUGCUAGGGAUGCCCAGGUCUCAGUGGCUCUGUUCUUCCGUUUGCUGGGAUUUACCAGCUUCCCUGCUACAUCUGAAGGUGAAAACUCUGUCACUGCUUGGGAGAAAGCCCGGGGUAAAUGCCAGGGCUUGGUGGAUAUCCCAUUUAGAGGAAGAAAGAGUGGCAGCACAGGAGAGGAGAAGAGUGGAGAGGGACGUUCCCCUCAGAAAACAAAGAAUCGGAAGUCUUGGGUGAACGGCCAACCCUCUGGCAAUCAGCAAAUGAGAGAUCCACGGAGGCAGAAGCGAAAGCCUCUGGGUGUGGGAUAUUCUGCAAGAAAAUCUCCACUGUAUGACAACUGCUUCCUGCAUGCACCAGAUGGACAGCCCCUGUGCACUUGUGAUCGCAAGAAGGCUCAGUGGUAUUUGGACAAGGGGAUUGGAGAGCUAGUUAGCACAGACCCUUUUGUUGUGAAGCUGCGUUUUGAGCCUUCAGGACGUCCUGAGUCCCAGGUUGAUUAUUAUCUGACAGUCAAAGAAAACCUCUGUGUUGUGUGUGGCAAGCGAGAAUCCUAUAUCCGGAAGAAUGUUGUUCCUCAUGAAUACCGAAGACACUUCCCCAUCCAGAUGAAAGACCACAACUCACACGAUGUGCUCCUCCUCUGCACAUCCUGCCAUGCCAUCUCCAAUUACUAUGACAACCACCUGAAGCAGCAGCUGGCCCAGGAGUUUGGGGCUCCCAUUGGCUCCGAGGAGGGCGUGCGUCUCCUGGAGGACCCUCUGCGCAGGCAAGUGCGCUCGGGGGCGCGCGCCCUGCUGAAUGCAGACAGCCUGCCUGACCCCCGCAGGGCAGAGCUGCUGCAAGGCAUCAAGGACUUCUAUAACACAGACACAGUCACUCCAGAGAUGCUCCAGGCAGCAGCUGAUCUGGAAACCAGGAUCUGCAAUGAGAGCUACGUGCCACAUGGACUGAAGGUGGUGCAGUGUUGUGCUAAAGGAGGCCUGCGCUCUCUCAUGCAGCUGGAAAGACGCUGGCGGCAGCAUUUCUUGGACAGCAUGAAGCCCAAACACCUCCCAGAGCAAUGGUCGGUGGACCAUAACCAUGUGAAGUUGAUCCAAAAGUAUGGGGAGGAUCUUCAGAUCAAGCUGUCAUGAAACUAACUUCCUGGACUCUGGAUAGUGUCUAAUGGACAUAUGUAACUGAAGAUGGAAAGACUAUUUUUAUUUCUACGUCUCCACUAACACCUGGGGCCUGGGUUUGCAAAAAGGCAGCAGUAGAUCUGCCAGAUUUGCCAGUUAAAAUUAAAUUUGGUGGUUUGUAGAGUUAAAUCUUUGAACUUUCAGGUAGUUUGGAAGUUUAAUCCUACUCUGUCACUUACUAGUUCAGGGCAAGAGUGAUAUAGUAAGGGAACUUGUCUUCUCAAAGUGACUAUAAAGAAUCAUUUUCUUGCUCCCAGAAUGUCUGAUGCCUCCAGACCAUUUCUCAUAUAAAGUGAGUUCCGAGAAAGGCAACAAAAGUACAAUAGAUGAAUGUUUCUAGAUUUUUCUGACAUACAUUUGUGCCCUUAGCUUUACCUUGAGGCCAGCAGGAGCAGGGAGAUCAUCCUUCCUCUGUAGUCAGCACUGGUGAGGCACCUUGAGUGUUGUGUCCAGUUCUGGGCCCCUCAGUUUGGGAAGGACAUUGAGAUGCUUGAGCACAUCCAGGGGAGGGCAGUGAGGCUGGUGAGAGGCUUGGAACACAAGCCCUGUGAGGAACAACUGAGAGAGCUGGGGGUGUUUAGCCUGGAGAAAAGGAGGCUCAGAGGUGACCUUAUCACUCUUUACAGCUCCCUGAAAGGUGGUUGUAGUCUGGGGGAGGUUGGUCUCUUUCACCGGGCAGCAACUGACAGAACCAGAGGUCACAGUCCUAAGCUGCGCCAAGGGAAAUGUAGGUUGGAUAUUAGGAAAAGGUUUUUUACAUAAAGGGUGAUAAAGUAUUGAAAUACUUUACCUGGGGUGGUGGUGGAGUCACCAUCCCUGGAUAUGUUUAAAAAAAGACUGCAUGUGGCACUCAGUGCCAUGGUCUAGUUGAGGUGUUAGGGCUGGGUUGGACUUGAUGAUCUUGAAGGUCUCUUCCAGCCUAGUGAUUUGGUGAGGGUCUUCUCAAUAAAAAUCUUUCUUUGCUUUCAGUGCAGUUGUAUUCAUAAGAGUUCUUUCUAGAGAAGACUCCUUGCCAGAGAGAGAUUCCUUGUAGGGAAGAAGUAAAGAAGCCUUUUUUUUUUUGGAUUCUGAGCUGUCCCAGCAUUACAGAUAGGCCUCAGCAAGUUUCCAGAUGGCAGGUGCCUGAUGAGAAGUGACACUGGCAGUAUGGAAAUACCGAUGACAAGUCUUUUGUUAAACAGCUUCCAGUAACACAGAGUUUAUAAAAAAUGUUUUUCCUAAUUCUGCUUGUUUGUUGUGAGCAGUGUGCUCAGGCAUGCAGGGCUGUUACAGAGACAGGGUGGCAUAACUCCUAUGGCUGGAGUGUUGGAAUGGAAGGAUGGAGGCCCUUUAGGGAGAGCAGGCACUGGAGGCAAGGAGGAGCUGUCACUUCUAUGUCAGUGAUUGGUUGGAGAGCACGGAGCGCCAUCCCGAGUGCAUGGAGCUCAGCCUAGGGAUGGAUGAGGAGCACAUCAAGAGCUUAUGGGUCAGGAUUAAAGGGAGGGCAGGGACAGGUGACAGAGGGGAUCUGCUACACGCAACCCAGCCAGGAAGACAGUAGAUGAAACCCUCAGCCUUCUGUUCACAAGGCCUAGUCUUCAUGGGGGACUUCAGCCACCUCAUAUCUGUUGAAGAGGCAACACAGCAGGGCAUAAGCAAUUCAGGAGGUUCCUGGAAUGAGUUGAUUACUUUUCCAGAAAGCCAACUGCAUCAUGGGCUGCGUCAAAAGAGGCAUGACCAGCAGGUCAAGGGAGGUGAUUCUUCCCCUCUAUUCUGCUCUUAUGAGACCACCUGGAGUACUGUGUCCAGCUCUGUGGCCCCCAGCAUAAUAGAGCAAGUCCAGAGGAGGACUACAAAGAUUAUCAGAUGGCUGGAGCACCUCUCCUGACUUUUUACAAGAGUGUGUAGUGAUAGAACAAGGGUUAAUGGCUUUAAACUGGAAGAGGCUAGGUUUAAAUUAGAUAUUGGGAAGAAAUUCCUUACUGUGAGGGUGGUGAGGCACUGGAACAGCUUGCCAGAGAAACUGUGAAUGCCUCAUCCCUGGAAGUGUUCAAAGCCAGGUUGGAUGGAGCUAUGAGCAACCUGGUCUAGUGGAAGGUGUCCCAGUCCAUGGCAGGGAUGUUGGAACUGGAUGUUCUUUAGAGUCCCUUCCAACCCAAACCAUUCAGUGAUUCUUUGAAUACCACUUGGUGAGUACCUUUUCAUAUCAGACUGAAAUAAGUACAGGUGUCUUAAAAGAGAUGAGAGGAAACCAUUUAAAUUAAAGACCAGAAGCUUUUAAGAGAUCUGACUACACAUGGCAAAAAAUGGAAAAUCUGAUGUUCUGUACCUGGAUUUGACAUGUGUGGUGGUGAGCAGGUUAUACUCUCUUCAUGCCUGUUUGUCUGUCUCUAAAAUGGGACUAAUAAUACUUAACUAUCUCACAAGGGUGUUGUGAGGCUUAAUUAAUUCAUGUUUUUGUAAAAUGCUUUGAAAAUAUAAGCUAGUGUGUGCUAAUUAUUGUUUUUUAAGAUGUGCUGCUGUCUAACUUCCUUAAAUAUUCACUUUUUUUGUCUGGUGCUAGACCUUAGUUAAAGAUAACUUUUUAAAAAUACACACUCCUUUCUGUACAAUCCCUUUUGAUGAUUUUGAUUGCAUGAGAUGAGUGUGCUUCUACUGAAUGAUGAAGCUAUGCUCAAUUUUUAUAUGCAUCUGCAAAGAAGUUUCAGUAAAACCCUUAUCUUCACACUGCUGUGUAUAGUGCAGUUGACCCAAAUUUUUUCAUAACAUUUGGGCAGAAUCCUGGACCUGCUGUGAUUGUGGCUGAAACUGGCCCUUAUCAGAUAAUUCAAGAAAUUUCACAGGCCAGGGGUAAAAACCCUGUUUGUAGCAGAGGCUGUUUGAGAUAAGUAGGAGCCAUGGAGAGAAAUGGUACAUUAAUGCCAUCCCAGAGGAGCUGCAAUAGCAGCAUGAGGAAUCAAAGAUUCAUGAUAAAUACUAUUUAUCACAGAGCUACAAAUGAGAUAAUUUUCAUUAUAAGGGCAAUUUUUUCCCCUGUACCACUGGCAAGUCUUAACAAAAAAAUCAUCUAGCCAAAUGUGGUAUGUCUCUGUGCUCAUUCACACAGCUGAUUAUAAUCCCAGCAUGACCUUCCUGCCUACAGCAGCAGUUUGGAUAUAACUUCUUCUCUCCAAAGCAUUUUGAGCAUGUGUUCAGAUAGUGCUAUAUCCUGUCUCCAUCUGAUCAGGGUGUUGAGAGCUCUCUGCGUGACUCAGAAACUCCUUUUCUGUCAUCAGGAGUGCAAGGUGUCCAUUUCACCUCUUUGUUCUGCUUUUUUUUUUUCUCCAUUUGUUCUGAUAUAGGAACUCCUGAUCAAACUCUUUAAUGGAACCGAUUGGCUGACCACAGGGUCAGGUCUUUUCUGUUUGUGAGACAAGAAAGUAAUGUGGAGACAAGAACUGGACUGCAGAUCCUCUAUUUUUGAGGAGCCAUUGAAGAGGGUUUUUUCCAAAUCAUUUGUUCAGAAACAGAAACUAGCGAGGAGAACUUCCUUCACAAAUAUUUUCUAAACUAAGAUUCUUUGUUGUUUGUAAGAUAUCCUUAACUUGCAUAAUUUUAAUUCAAUCUGAAAGAAGAGGGGAAGCAAUAUAUUUAUUAUGCAGAAAUAGACUGGCUUUAUUUUAUUAUGAUUUUAAAUUUUCUACUAGUCUAUAGAUAAAACUUUGUAUGUCUCCAUUGCUAAUUGUUACAUUCUAUAAAAAUUUACUCUUUUACCAGACUUAUCACUUUUGAA